Molecule: messenger RNA, 696 nt
Organism: Benincasa hispida (wax gourd)
Lineage: Eukaryota; Viridiplantae; Streptophyta; Magnoliopsida; Cucurbitales; Cucurbitaceae
Source: RefSeq, a predicted model, not a curated record
AUGAAGAGUUCUGCUGAGAAAGAAGUUGCACAAAUCCUGGAUAAACGUACGCGCCGUAUUGGAAGACCCAAACGAGAACUGACAGAGUUCUUAGUGAAAUGGAAGGAUCUCCCCGACGAAGAGAUUAGUUGGGAGCGGGCCGAAGACUUGAAGAGUGCAGCUCCAGCAUCGCAGAUUUUGAACAAGAGUACGGGGUUGACAAUAGCAGUUCUCAUUAUGUACGUUGACGAUAUUGUGCUCUCCGGUGAUGAUGAUGUUGAAAUUGUGAAACUCAAGGCAAAGAUGGCCAAAGAGUUUGAAAUUAAAGACCUUGGGAAGUUAAGAUACUUCCUCAAAAUGGAAGUAGUCCAGUCUAGGGACGGAAUAGUGUCUCAACGGAAAUACACGAUUGAUCUUCUAAUGGAAACAGGAAUGACUGGGUGUAAACCUGUUGACACCCCAGUUGAAUAUAAUUCAAAGCUCAACAAUACUAGUAAUCCGGCUCCUUGUGAAGAACACAUGAUAGCAGUUGCACGCAUCCUUCGAUAUCUAAAAGGUACACCAGGUAAGGGGUUAAUGUUCAAGAAGUCUGAUACAUGUUGUAUUGAAGCCUACCCUGAUUCUGAUUGGGCAGGGUCUGUUGUUGAUAGAAAAUCAACAUCAAGGUAUUGCACAUUUGUUUGGGGUAAUCUUGUGACCUGGAGGAGCAAGAAAUAG